AUGGUAGAUCAUAUAAUGUUCCCUAGAAUAUUUUUCAAUCCGCUUCAAAAAGCGACAAAUUCAAAUUCGCCAGUUCUUCCGUACAUUUAUCUAAAUAAAAUAGCAUAUAUAAAAGCAUUAACCCUUCAACGAUUUUUGGUUGAAAGUAGAAUAGAGAAUAAAUUAGAGAAUGAUUUGUUGUUGUUGGUUCAACAUCCUCCUACUUAUACCACUGGUAGAAGUGAUAAAGGAAAGGGAGAAUUCGAGAGACUUCAAUUACAAGAAUUUGGCGCAGAAUAUCAUGAAACCUUGAGGGGUGGACAAAUUACGUUUCAUGGACCUGGACAAUUGGUUGGAUAUCCAAUUUUGGAUUUACGGAAUUAUAAGGAUACUGGAGUUUGGGUGAAUGAUCAAGAAAAAAUAUGUGCAAUAGGAAUCCAAGUACAAAGAUACAUCACAUCACAUGGAUUUGCAUUGAACUGUAAUACAGAUUUAAAUUGGUUUAAUCAUAUAAUUCCAUGUGGAUUAGAAAAUAAACAGAUGACUUCUAUUUCUAAAGAACUAAGUAAAUUAAAGGAUGAGAAGGAGGAAAUUAUCGUGGAGGAGGUUUUACCUAAUUUAUGUAAUAGUUUUGGAAAGGUAUUCGAUUGUGAUGUUAUUUCUCUCUGUGAAUCAAAUUUACAAUCGAAAAGUAUCAUAUUAAAUUAUUUAGAAAAUAAUUUGAAUUGUAUUCCUUAUAAUCGAAUAUUACUUCUAGGUGUUAAUUUACCUGAUAAAAAGCUUUUUAGAAUUGCUCUAACUUAUUUUUAUGGAAUAGGACCUAAAACAGCACAACAAUUAUGUAGUAAAUUCUCAAUUCAUAAUUCAUGUAAAGUUUCUGAUUUAUCAGAAUCUCAAUUAAACACAAUUUCCUUAGAAUUAUCAAAUAUGACUUUAGAAAGUGAUUUACGUCGUAAAGUAAAAAAUAAUAUUUUACAUCAUAGAACAAUUGGUGAUUAUAAAGGUAAACGGCAUGCUAUGGGUUAUCCCGUAAGAGGUCAGCGUACUAGAACUAAUGCGAAGACUGCUAGAAAAUUAAAUGGUAGAUGGUUGAGAAAAGAACAUUUUACCACUCUAACGAAUCCUACUGCAAGCAUUUCAUCCAAUAUUUUUGUGAAAUCAAAUCUUCCAUUAUUGUCACAUUUCAGGCCAUUUGAAAGAUUCUUCAGUAGUAAAUUCUUUGUUUAA
Funneliformis geosporum is the source of this 1206-nucleotide messenger RNA. NCBI's taxonomy places the organism in Eukaryota, Fungi, Glomeromycota, Glomeromycetes, Glomerales, Glomeraceae. The record is from the annotation of a GenBank genome assembly.